GCAGGUAGCUCUGUUGAGUGACUGUUGUGUUGUGUACAAGAGGUCUCUCUUUUUAGCCCAGGGUAAGGUGUAAGAGCUCCGAUCGAAGAUGUCUCUUAUGGAAGGUCUUCUCCUCCAGGCUCCAAGCACGGUGACACUGCUGGGGGCUGUGCUGUUUCUGCUCGUCCUCUACCUCCUCUCCUCUAGUUCCAGCUCUGAGGAACAUGGGAAGGAGCCUCCAGGACCCAGGCCGCUGCCCCUGAUUGGUAACAUGCUCCAGCUGGAUCUCAAAAGGCCCUACCAGACCCUCUGUGAGCUGUCCAAGAAAUAUGGCUCGGUGUUCACAGUUCACAUUGGACCCAGAAAAGUGGUCGUUCUCGCAGGAUACAAGACAGUCAAGCAAGCACUGGUCAACCAUGCAGAGGAGUUUGGGGACAGGGGCAUCAAUCAUUUGUUUAGUGAAUUAAACAAAGGACACGGUAUUGUAUUUGCAAAUGGAGAUUCGUGGAAAGAGAUGAGACGCUUUGCCCUGACAAACCUUAGGGACUUUGGAAUGGGCAAGAAAGCGAGCGAGGAGAAGAUCAUCGAGGAAGUUCACUACUUGAUUGAAGUGUUUGAAGAACACAAGGGUAAAGCAUUUGACACAACCCAGGCAAUGAAUUACGCUGUCUCCAACAUCAUCUGCAGCAUUGUGUACGGCAGCAGGUUUGACUACUCUGAUCCACGGUUCCGACGCUCGGUGGAUCAAGCCAAUGAGUCCAUCCGACUCGGAGGAUCUAUUUCAAUACAGUUGUACAACAUGUUCCCAUGGUUGGGCCCCUUGCUGAAGAACAAGACUCUUAUCUUGAAAAAUAUUGCCGACAACAAGGGGGAGAUGAAGGAGCUGGUGAGGGGGCUGAAGGAGACUCUUAACCCGCAGAUGUGUAGAGGCUUUGUGGACUCGUUCCUUGUCCGAAAACAGACCCUGGAGGAAUCAGGCAACAUGAACUCUCAUUACCACACUGAGAAUCUCAUACAGACUGUGGCCAACCUGUUUGCUGCUGGUACCGACACCACGGGGACAACCCUGCGCUGGGGUCUGCUGCUCAUGGCCAAGUACCCCGAUAUACAGGACCGGGUCCAAGAGGAGAUAAGCAGAGUCAUAGGAAGUCGUCAGGUCUUGGUAGAGGACAGGAAGAACCUGCCCUACACUGAUGCAGUGAUCCAUGAGACCCAAAGACUGGCCAACAUUGUACCCAUGUCCAUCCCUCACACCACCAGCCAAGAUAUCACCUUCCAGGGAUACUUCAUCAAAAAGGGGACUGAUGUGUUACCUCUGCUGACGUCUGUCCUGCGAGAUGAGAGCGAAUGGAAGAGCCCUCACACCUUUAACCCCGGCCACUUUCUGGAUGAGGAAGGUCGAUUCGUUAAGAAGGAUGCCUUCAUGCCCUUCUCUGCAGGUCGUAGGGUGUGUCUAGGAGAGAGUCUGGCCAGGAUGGAGCUCUUCCUUUUCUUCACCUCCCUCCUGCAGCACUUUUGUUUCUCUCCUCCUCCCGGGGUAAGAGAGGAGGAUCUGGACCUCACACCAUCCCUGGGGUUCACCCUCAGUCCUUCACCUCACCAGUUGUGUGCUGUGAGCAGGGUCUGAGAUGAAAGUCUGGGUCCAGUGUAUAUUACACACUAAACUCUCAACUUUAGACAAACAUACUGCAGGAAUAUGCUGAAAAACUAUUUAGUCACUGCCCAUGGACAUGAAUGAUAUGAAUAUAUACCUGGAUGCAGGGAUCUGAGGUUUAAAGUUGAUUGGACCAAAAUGAACUGAAGCAGCUUUUGUAAAACCAUUCGGAGGGGUUUUGCUGUCCUAUAUGCUGACACCUUUAUGAUGUCUGAGGGGCAUUUGUUUAAAACCAUCAAUGUUAAUCUAGAGACAAACACUCAAACAACCUUUUAGGGAUACCCUAGGUGGGGUCCUCAGUAAAAUGUCAAUGUCCGCAGGAAGUGUACCCCACUGAGGUCCAUAGAAGUCAUAUCCUUACCCACCACUCCAGGGAAAAUAUUCUUGGUUUGUAAUUCAAGAAUUCAAGAAUACAGUCCUAAGAACAGUCACAUUUGUAAUCUGAAAGUCCCCAAAAUAUGGCCUAAAAUUGUCAUCUAAAUGUAUAAAAAGUGUAAACUCUAAUCUAGUGCCCUCUAUACUGCCAGUUGUACAGUCAACACUUGGCACUUUUUUUUACAGGACAACUGUAUGACCUAUAGCUCAGUGUUUUUCCACAGGUCCUUCUGACCAAAGAAACUCAGACAUUUCAAUUUUGUUUUACAAUCGGGGGAAAUUAUGCAAAUGUUUAAUAUUCUUUUACUUUUUAGUGCUGUCAUUAAUUUAUUGAAUGACAAAUACUAAGUGCUAAUUAAGGAAAGGUAGACACAUUGGCACUUUUUGAAAGCUUUUCUAAAGAUAUGAAAAUAGGUAACUAUGUAGAUGUAUAUGAUUGUUUAUGUAUCAGUAGUGUCACUUGUCACUUCAAUCAGGGACGGUCUGGGGUGGGGUGGCUGAAACAGUGUCAAUCACAUCCAAACAUGGGAAACCAGGUGUUUGGUGUCGUUCCAGUUGUCCCAUUCCGGUCAUCACUAUGAGCCACCCUACACUCAUCAUUCUCAUGUGAGAUAUAUGUUAGCAGUUUAAAUACUUACACGUUCCCCCAUCCUUCACUUUCCCCUUAUUCAAGGAUAACUGUAUUAUAUUAUAUUAUAUAUAUUUUUUUUAAUUUUACCUUUAUUUAACCAGGCCAGUUAAGUCAGUUAAGAACAUAUUCUUAUUUUCAAUGACGGCCUGGGAACAGUGGGUUAACUGCCUGUUCAGGGGCAGAACGACAGAUUUGUACCUUGUCAGCUCGGGGGUUUGAACUCGCAACCUAACGGUUUCUAGUCCAACGCUCUAACCACUAGGCUACAUAUAUAUACGUGUGUGUAAUAGCUGUAUGUUAUUAAAAGUACCGAAUCCAUUGCUGAUGCUGUACAUUUACCUGGAGGAAAAUAAAUCCAAUAAAAAUGUCAAAUAAAUAAAUA
Molecule: messenger RNA, 3021 nt
Organism: Oncorhynchus keta (chum salmon)
Lineage: Eukaryota; Metazoa; Chordata; Actinopteri; Salmoniformes; Salmonidae
Product: cytochrome P450 2K1-like
Exons: 8
Coding region: 89-1606 (505 amino acids)
Biological process (GO): xenobiotic metabolic process
Cellular component (GO): intracellular membrane-bounded organelle; cytoplasm
Molecular function (GO): heme binding; iron ion binding; oxidoreductase activity, acting on paired donors, with incorporation or reduction of molecular oxygen, reduced flavin or flavoprotein as one donor, and incorporation of one atom of oxygen
Source: RefSeq, a predicted model, not a curated record